Molecule: messenger RNA, 997 nt
Organism: Drosophila innubila
Lineage: Eukaryota; Metazoa; Arthropoda; Insecta; Diptera; Drosophilidae
Exons: 4
Coding region: 132-800 (222 amino acids)
Biological process (GO): vesicle-mediated transport; protein secretion
Cellular component (GO): Golgi membrane
Source: RefSeq, a predicted model, not a curated record
UCGUAAAAUAUGUCUAUCGAAAUCUCUAAUAGAUAGCUACGCAGGCAGCGACAGAGAAAAAUAUGUAUUAAAAUUGUUUUUACUAAAUUAUUUUAUAUUUGUAAAAGGUUAAUCAAGCCACAACAAUUAGAAUGGCAUCCGCAACGGUAAGAAAUGUGCCACUGCUUGACGAUGAUACGAUACCUUUUGGUGAGGAAGAUGAAAUGCGCGAUCCCAGCAUUGCGGGCCAGAAAUACACGCAUCCGUAUGUCACCUUCUUCCACCUGUUCUUCCGUGGCGCCUCCAUCGUUAUUUACAUGUUCUGCGGAUGGUUUAGUGACUCCUUUAUUACUAGUUUUGUUUUCGUUGUGCUUUUCCUAUCUGCCGAUUUCUGGACUGUGAAGAAUAUUUCCGGCCGACUUUUAGUUGGAUUACGUUGGUGGAACUACGUCGAUGACGAUGGCAAGUCACAUUGGGUGUUCGAGUCGAAAAACUCUCCAUCCUAUCAGGGUCGCGUCAACAAGCAUGAGCAGCGUAUUUUCUGGCUGGGACUUAUUCUGUGUCCGCUAUUCUGGGGCCUCUUCUUUUUAAUGGCGCUCUUUGGACUGAAGUUCAAGUGGCUGCUGUUAGUCAUGAUUGCCAUAGCCCUUAAUGCGGCCAAUUUGUAUGGUUACGUCAAGUGUAACUAUGGUGCCAGCAAAGAUUUAAACAGCGCCGCCACAGACUUUGUUAAGACACAGCUCUUCAAGAACGCAGUCGACAUGAUGACUAAACCCAAUGCAGCUCCACCGACUAACGUGCGUCCGACCGGCGUUGUGUGAACUUGAAUGUCAGCCCCCUUGCCAACAUUGUCUGCGGCGCAUUCCAAAGAACCUUUAGUCUUUAUGCUAAGAUAACUGUGGUCGUUUUUUCUGUAACAUAUGUAAUACUUAAUUUAGCAUUAACUUUUCUAACUUUUACGCUGCUUUGUAUUGAGUAAAAACAUACAUACGUUCUGAAACAUUUGCUUAAAAUCUCA